Messenger RNA from Amoebophrya sp. A25, 769 nucleotides. NCBI's taxonomy places the organism in Eukaryota, Dinophyceae, Syndiniales, Amoebophryaceae. The record is from the annotation of a GenBank genome assembly.
AUGUAGUGACUUGCGGUUUCGACACUAGUGCGGAGCGAAAGAGCGAAGAACACCUACUUCAAGAUGGAUAUAGUGGCUAUUGCUCUGUCCCUAGUGCAAGUACCAGUUCAUCGGCAGAUUUUGCCAUAAAGCUAUUUCCUCCGGUUUUUCUGGCCUCUGCAGCUGGUGCUAAGGAUGUGGACUUGUUGGGUUCCGUCUUCGAUGAGGGCCAAGAGCUUGUGAAAAAAUUUGACUUCAUUUCGGCAGCAACUACAUCACAGCACGAGGACUACAGCAAAAACGGAGGAUCUUCCACCGGCACUGCGUCUACGGCGCCCAUAGAGUUCAGGCAUCGUUGGGAUACAGAAAGUGGCGUAAUCAAGAUCGAACUACAGGCCCGUGACGUCGCUGAUGGCAGAGUCGUUCUCUUUUUUACGGCUGUUCAUAUAUUCAGGCAACAAGAAGACUGUGAAAGACAAAUGAUGGCUGUCUACCUAGAAGAGUUAGGAUGAUUUCUACGAUCAAAUGAUCAUAGUGAUGUCCACUAUUGCUAUUGAUCAUCUGACUCGACGUCGUUGUCGUUCUCAUUUGUCAUAAUAAUCUCCAGCAUUGCUACGAUACUAUCUUAUCUACGUAAGUACCUACUCUCUUCUAAUUCACCACAGCUGUUUCUCCCGGUGUGGAAAAUUUUGCAGAAUGUUGAGGCAAGCGGCCAAAGCUUUUUGACUUUGUGGAUGGGUAUCGAUAAUCAAGAGACGAUGGGCGAACACACUCCGAGACGAGAAGAGGU